GAUUCAGCUAAAAGCUUCAUCUCUUCAUCGUUUCGCCUCUCUCUCUCUCUCAAAAAAAAAAAAAAAAAGAGAUUUUUCUCAAAUGGCGUCACUGUGCUUAUCUAUCCACCAAACCCUAAAACCCUCGGCGGCUCCUAGAGCAAGACCACUCUCCCUCUCCUUCCCUACAUCCACCAUCUCACUCCGCCCCUCAACCAGACGCCUCUCCACCUCAACCACGCGCGCAUCCUACACCCCAACACCAGCAACCGAGCGCGUGAUCUCAAUCGCAUCCUACGCCUUGCCGUUCUUCAACUCGCUCCAAUACGGGCGCUUCCUCUUCGCGCAGUACCCGAGGCUAGGCCUCCUCGUGGAGCCCAUCUUCCCGCUACUCAACCUCUACAGGUCGGUCCCGGGCGCGAGCUUCGUGGCCUUCUUUGGGCUGUACUUGGGUGUGGUGAGGAACACGAGUUUCAGCAGGUACGUUAGGUUCAACGCGAUGCAGGCGGUGACGCUCGAUGUGCUGUUGGCGGUUCCGGUGUUGCUGACGAGGAUACUGGAUCCGGGUCAUGGAGGUGGGUUUGGGAUGAAGGCCAUGAUGUGGGGACACACGGGUGUGUUUGUGUUUAGCUUCAUGUGUUUUGUCUAUGGAGUUGUGAGCUGUUUGGUCGGGAAGACUCCUUAUAUCCCUCUUGUCGCUGAUGCUGCUGGGAGACAACUCUAGAAAGCUUAUCACUUAUGUUUCGAAAACUGUUCUUUUUAUUUGUGUUUGCGAUCAUAAAGGUUUCAGCUUUGAGCAAUUGUUACUGGUAUGUAGUUCGAAAGAAUCAGGAAGCUGUUGUUUGCGUUUGAA
Molecule: messenger RNA, 832 nt
Organism: Brassica napus (rape)
Lineage: Eukaryota; Viridiplantae; Streptophyta; Magnoliopsida; Brassicales; Brassicaceae
Product: protein TIC 20-II, chloroplastic
Exons: 1
Coding region: 83-703 (206 amino acids)
Source: RefSeq, a predicted model, not a curated record